AGUGUGUGUAUGGGUGUGAGUACGGAGCUCAGCAGUAGAGGCAGUAGCCGGACUGAGUAUGGCGGUCGCUUCUAGCGCGGUACAGGAGGAGCGGGCUGGGCGGACAGCGCUGCCCGGAGCCGCAGCCUUUAACCCGGGCAGCCCGCCGGUCAUAGAGGGCUUCACCCCGCUGCCCCGGCAGAAAGAGGAGAGCUUUAAGGAGAAGUUUCUCCGCAAAACCAAGGAGAACCCGUUCGUCCCUAUCGGUUGUUUGGGGACGGCAGGAGCUCUGACGUACGGCCUUCGGGCCUUUAAACACGGCAAAACCCACCAGUCUCAGAUGCUCAUGCGGACGCGUAUCUUCGCCCAGGGGUUCACCGUCAUUGCCAUUAUAGUGGGCGUGGCAGCUACAGCACUGAAAUCCAAACAGUGAGAGACGAGAAGCACCACAACCAGCCACAACUCCCUAUUAAAGAGCCUUACCUGAUCCAGACUGGUUUUAGAUUUAAUGUUGAUGUUUUGUUCUGUUGAAGCAUUUAGAGAUCUGUUUAGAGAGAAUCGGACCCCGUGUGCUACUCUAGGACUGGAAUUGAAGGUGUCUCAUCCAAUGGGACAUCUUGAGGAACGUCUCUGUGGACACAGUAAAAAGGUGUGAAGACAUCCUUCCUUUAUUUCCUACUGACAGUAGGAUUUUUUUUUAUUUUCCUCUUCCUUUACAUAUAUUUGUACCUCUGAGUCAAAGAGUUAAUGUAUAUUAAAGAGAUUUAAGGCCUAA
Molecule: messenger RNA, 754 nt
Organism: Astyanax mexicanus (Mexican tetra)
Lineage: Eukaryota; Metazoa; Chordata; Actinopteri; Characiformes; Acestrorhamphidae
Gene: higd2a
Product: HIG1 hypoxia inducible domain family, member 2A
Exons: 2
Coding region: 59-412 (117 amino acids)
Biological process (GO): mitochondrial respirasome assembly
Cellular component (GO): mitochondrion
Source: RefSeq, a predicted model, not a curated record